AUGCCUGCCAAAAAUUCUACAGGAAAAGAGAUAUUCCCUAGUAGGGCUCUUGAUGCCUUUUUACCUGGAGCAUGUGCUAGUUCCAUCUACCUAAUGGAUGGGUUGUCUGGGGGAAUCCUGAUCCAAACAUUGGCUGAUGCUUCACAUGAUCGACAUUCCCUUUCAGCGCCACAGAUAAUUUUCAAUGUUUUUGGGUUUGGCUUAACUGUCAUUACCACGGUGAUAGUUACAACAUAUGCAAAAAGUCGGCUCAAGGAAUUACAGAAGGACGAGGAGCUAUUACUGCAGGGAAUCCUGAUCCAAACAUUGGCUGAUGCUUCACAUGAUCGACAUUCCCUUUCAGCACCACAGAUAAUUUUCAAUGUUUUUGGGUUUGGCUUAACUGUCAUUACCACGGUGAUAGUUACAACAUAUGCAAAAAGUCGGCUCAAGGAAUUACAGAAGGACGAGGAGCUAUUACUGCAGUAA
Messenger RNA from Ilex paraguariensis (yerba mate), 468 nucleotides. NCBI's taxonomy places the organism in Eukaryota, Viridiplantae, Streptophyta, Magnoliopsida, Aquifoliales, Aquifoliaceae. The record is from the annotation of a GenBank genome assembly.